Molecule: messenger RNA, 718 nt
Organism: Nelumbo nucifera (sacred lotus)
Lineage: Eukaryota; Viridiplantae; Streptophyta; Magnoliopsida; Proteales; Nelumbonaceae
Molecular function (GO): calcium ion binding
Source: RefSeq, a predicted model, not a curated record
AGACCGGAGAGAGAGAUGGAAGAGAUACGCGAGGUUGCGUUAUCCUAUUAUCACGCUUGUUCAGCUGAGACCAAGCAGAUGAUUCUGAAUUUCUUCCGAGAGUUGGACUCCGACCAGAAUGGGUACAUAACCAUUAAUGAAUUCACCGAUUACUUGAUGAGAAAGGGUUGCAGUUGUCUUAACCCUAACUUCUUCUUGGAGCUGGACAAGGAUCGUAACGGCUUGCUGGAUUUCGAGGAAGUCAUCACUUUCUACUACAUCGUUGAAUUCAUGAGGCUUGUUUUCUGCGAUGGAUGCGGAUGUUUUCUGAAGAGCUCCUACUUCACCUGCGUCGACUGCUAUUACAGCAAUGAAGAUAAUAACACCUACGAUCUCUGUCCAAGAUGUUACCGCACUGGUAACUAUGCUAGGGGCCAUGAACUCUUCCUGGACAACCAUGCGUUGCUCCAGUUAACAGGAAAGUUGAUACAUGAAACCAACCAGAAUCAGCAAUCUGCGUCUGUGUAUCGGACCCAGAAAAUUGAACAAAGGCAGCUAAAGAAUCCCAGGAUCAAGGAUGCACGGACUGAAUCAAUAAAAGAAGGUGUCAAGGCGUUUGCACACGGAGUGACUAUUGGGAAUGUCGUUGGAACUGCUGUGGUGGCUGGUUGCAGCAUAAUGUGAUAAUUGUUUGAUAAGCAUCCAUCCAUGUUAAUUUUUUAGCUUUUUUAGUCAAUGA